Hippoglossus stenolepis (Pacific halibut) is the source of this 1451-nucleotide messenger RNA. RefSeq names its product triosephosphate isomerase. NCBI's taxonomy places the organism in Eukaryota, Metazoa, Chordata, Actinopteri, Pleuronectiformes, Pleuronectidae. Gene Ontology annotation, molecular function: triose-phosphate isomerase activity. The transcript has 7 exons. Gene Ontology annotation, cellular component: cytosol. Gene Ontology annotation, biological process: glycolytic process; glycerol catabolic process; gluconeogenesis. The coding region runs from base 146 to 889 and encodes 247 amino acids. The record is from RefSeq and is a predicted model, not a curated record.
CUGACUCACACACAGACACACACACACACAGUCACUCGCACACCGGCCGGUCUCCGUCCCUGUCCCGGUUCUCCUGCUCUUCCUCCUGCUCCUCCUGCUGCUCCUCCUCCUCCUCUCACCGGGAACCAGCCGCUCUCACUCCGUCAUGUCGACCCGCAGCUUCUUCGUGGGAGGAAACUGGAAGAUGAACGGAAACAAGGAGACUCUGAGCGGGAUGAUGGAGAAUCUGAACACCGCCGACCUGCAGGACACCGAGGUGGUGUGUGCGGCGCCCUCCGUCUACCUGGACUUCGUUCGCUCCCGUCUGGAUCCCAGAAUCGGCGUCGCAGCGCAGAACUGCUACAAAGUGUCCAAGGGGGCGUUUACCGGAGAGAUCAGCCCGGACAUGAUAAAGGACUGCGGGGUCGACUGGGUCGUCCUGGGACACUCGGAGCGCCGUCACGUGUUCGGAGAAAGCGACGAGCUGAUUGGACAGAAGGUGGCUCACGCUCUGGAGGGCGGUCUGGGUGUGAUCGCCUGCAUCGGGGAGAAGCUGGAGGAGCGAGAGGCCGGAGCCACCGAGGAGGUCGUGUACGCUCAGACGCAGGUGAUCGCAGAGAGCGUGAACGACUGGGAGAAAGUGGUGCUGGCGUAUGAGCCUGUGUGGGCGAUCGGCACGGGGCGGACGGCCACACCUGAACAGGCUCAGGAGGUCCAUGAGAAGCUGAGGGCGUGGCUUAGAGCCAACGUCUCUGACGACGUGGCCGACUCUGUUCGCAUCAUCUACGGAGGCUCGGUGACGGGAGACAACUGCCGAGAGCUGGCGUCCCAGGGCGACGUGGACGGCUUCCUGGUGGGCGGAGCCUCUCUGAAACCAGAGUUUGUCGACAUCAUCAACGCACGUGCGUAACGGACGCAGGUUCCAUCAGGACCGAUGAGAAACACACGUUCAGUUCGUCACGUGCUCACGUCCGUGUGUCUGCAGAGUGUUAGGUAAAUAAAUAUCACACAGUUGUGGGAAUUUAGCUUUUAUUUUAUUUAUCAUAUUUACAGUUAAUCUACUUUUUGUUGUUUCUAUAAUUGAACCUUUAUUCUGAGGCUUUAAAAGUCUUUCUACGGGACAGGACUUUAUCAGUUUUCAGUUAAAGCUUCUUCACGUGAUCUGCAGCAGACGAUCAGGUUGUGUUGUGUGUUUUUAAAACAGGUUCACACUGUUGUAAUGUUGUGUUACUGAUGGACGGCACUAACUGUUACUUCAGGGUCCAUAGCAACAAAAGCUCAGACAGAAUUAAAUGAAUCACAUGAUGUAAAAAAUUAAAUAUAAUAUUAGAAUCUGUGUUUUAGGGGCUUUUAUUGUGAAGUCGCCACCGUAGACACAAUAGAUGAACUCUGCACUUUGCUGUUGUGUUUUUGACUCUGGAUUUAUGACCAAUGUAAUAAAUAAACUAAUAAAUUAAUGAAAGGAAAAGUAA